Molecule: messenger RNA, 2403 nt
Organism: Zerene cesonia (dogface butterfly)
Lineage: Eukaryota; Metazoa; Arthropoda; Insecta; Lepidoptera; Pieridae
Exons: 6
Coding region: 130-1335 (401 amino acids)
Biological process (GO): regulation of transcription by RNA polymerase II
Cellular component (GO): transcription regulator complex; nucleus
Molecular function (GO): DNA binding
Source: RefSeq, a predicted model, not a curated record
CCUUCCCAACCCGCCAGUUUCACGCGGGCAUUCGGACGCACGUAUCGCGUUCCGCGCUCGCGUCGCGACUGACGCAACUCAACGAGCCGCGUUCGAAAUUCGAAAAUUCGAAUAAUUUUUUUUUCCACCAUGGUCCGGACCAAGGACGGCGAUGGCGGCAUAAAAAGUUGCUCCAUAGUGUCCGAAGUGCAAAAGAGGCCGUGCCUAUUCGACACCAACCACACGAAUUAUGGUGAUAGAGCUGAAAAAUUACGGUGCUGGGAGGAAGUUUGCGAGAGCGUAGUGCCUGGCUGGUCUACGCUGCCGGAGACGGAGAAGUUGGCGGCGGGUAAAGAGGUGCAGAAGAGGUGGCGGUCAAUACGCGACUCGUACACGAAGGCGUACAGGCAGGGCAAGUGUCCGCCGCCGGAGCACUGCGCGCCCGGCAGCCGCCGCUACCAGUACCACAGGCAGAUGUCCUUCCUGCUGCGAGCGCUGAAGAACAAAAAACCACGAUACUCCCAAGAUAAAUAUGAGUCGUUCUCAGAGAUUUCCAACUCGCCCCAACACCCGCCGCCGGAAGAGAUGCCCCGCAUCAAGCACGAGGGCAUAGAUAAACCGCUGGAUUUAAAAACAAAACCCGACCCGCCAGAACGGCCAGAGACAAUAGACAAGUGCAACCAGACCAUAGACACGGAGAAGAAACUCGAAAUCAAGAUCGACGCUAACACCAUCUUACCGGACGACCAUUUCAACGAUGACAAAAUGUUCAUGAAUUCUCUAUUGCCAUUGUUCAAGAAAAUGGACGACGACACCCGACUGCUGUGUCGCAUCGAAGUACUGAAGAUAAUAAGAUACGCGCUGCAGGGGAACAAUAGCUUCGAAGCGUUGAAAAUGGCGGAGGAUAGCUUUUUCAAAAAUCGAAUUAGCGGGAUUCUCUCGAAAGAGGUGGAGGUCAUGAACAAGACGGAGUCCACGUUGUCUAUGACUACGCGCUCGGCGGAUGGCAGCCGGCCGGUUAGAAAACGGCGGCUGCGUUCACCAUCGCCUUUGCCGAUGCCGCCGAAACGGAGAGGCCCCGGACGUCCCAGAAAAAUCCGCCCACCACCAUCGGACUCUGAGGAAGACCGGCCGAAGAAACAAAAGAGCUAUCCAAAGCUAAAAGUAUCACCAAUAGAGGUCAAUCUCACGCCCGACGAAGAUUCCUUGAGCAAAGCCACAAGUGUCGCUCAGUUGUCCACCCCGCUGUUUAUGAAGAUGUAUAAUUUGGAGCGCUCUAAACCAGCCGCUACGAAUAUGCAAGUGUCCGUCAAAACUGAGCCCGUCGACUAUCCCGAGGCGAAUUAUUUAAUUUAAAUUAUUUCAUCUCUAUGCACAGAUUUAGGAAUAAAUUUAAUUGUCUAUGUCAACUAUUAUAUAUAUUUAUGGUUAUUUUUAUAUUAUUUAAUGUUUUUUGUUCUUCUUGUGGAAGUUAUUUGUUGAUGCACAUAGAAAAUUAACUUAUGUGCAAAGUUAAUAGUAUAAAAACUUGAUGUGUAGAAGAAUACUUGUUGUAUUUAAAGACAUUAUAAUUAUUUCGCGCCAAAAAAUGAGAAUUUGAAAUCGCGGCUGUUAUCUGUAUUUCAAAAUAAGCGGGAAAAUGAAACAAUGUUAGAAUGACACAUUCGCCGCUAUUUUGCAUUCAAAAUUCCAUUUUUUGGUGACAAAUCAAUACACAUAUAUAAAUAUAUAUACACGGGUCUUUCAUAAAAUACGUAAGAAUCGAAUUUAUUAUAUCUUCUAUCAAAAUUUGUCAUGGAUAUAUAUUUUUUUAAUAAUUUAUAUAAUUAUUUGUGUAUGUACACAGAUGAAGUUUUUUUUUGCUAUUAGGUAAUGACUUGACAAUUUAUUUCACGUGUUUUAUGAGUGCUCCCUUGUGGUAUAUUUAGUUACGGAAUGAUUGUGAUAUAUUUUUAGGUUAUAGUUUUAUUUAUACUUUUAAAUUCUUAUAGAAUCUAUGUGUAUACAGAUAUCGGUGUUGUGUGGUUCUUUUACAAUUAAAUAGUAAAACUGUUGUGUAAACAAAAUCAAAGCAUUUCUAGUUAACUAUGUUAAGUUUUAGUUAGUUAGGAAUUUAUUAAUAAAUAAAAUAAUUGUUUAGCAAAAAGUACAGCAAAGGAGAUGGAAGUAUUUUUAGCGGUUUUACAGUAUUUGAUAUAUUUCGUAGAAAAUAUUUAAAUCGAGACCAAUGUCGGACUUGUAUGGGAAACAUUUUAAUAUUGAGAUUUUAAGUGGAAAUUCGAGUUUUUAAAAUUGCGAAAAUGUGAUCUCUUGAUGUGAAGCUGUACUUUAUAUUUGAAAUAUUGAUGUUUUUACGAUACAGUACAUUCCAAAUUGUAAGAAAAUUUAACUGUCUUACAAGUAUGUUAUAUGUAAAAUGAAUGU